AACUCUCUCCCUCGUUCUUGUGCAGCGCGCCCUCUCUCUCUAUCUCUCUCUCUCUUCUUUUAAAUACCCCUGUGCCCUACAUUUGAUUCCCCCCUCCCCUCUCUCAUUCUCUCCCCUUCUGCAUUAACAUGAACACCUAGUUACACACACAAAAAACACACACACAUUCAAUAAUAUAUAUAAUAAAAUACAUAGAGUGAGCUACAACAGUUGUUUAGCUCACUAUUCAUACAAUGUCAGCUUGCCACUCUGAUGAUCCUCGCAUCCAUGCCAUCAAAUCCAAAAUCAGGGUUGUCCCCAAUUUUCCCAAACCAGGGAUUAUGUUUCAAGAUGUGACUACACUGUUGCUGGAUCCAAAAGCCUUCAAAGACACAAUGGACUUGUUUGUUGAGAGAUACAAAAACAAGAACAUUUCUGUUGUUGCUGGCAUAGAGGCUCGUGGUUUCAUAUUUGGUCCUCCCAUAGCAUUGGCAAUAGGAGCGAAAUUUGUUCCUCUGAGGAAACCUAGAAAGUUGCCUGGGGAAGUAAUAUCAGAAGAAUAUACUCUGGAAUACGGAAGAGAUUGUCUAGAGAUGCACAUUGGUGCGGUUGAACCUAAUGAACGAGCUCUGGUUGUUGAUGAUUUAAUUGCUACGGGUGGCACCCUCUGUGCUGCUAUAAGUUUACUGGAACGUGCUGGUGCUGAAGUUGUUGAAUGUGCAUGUCUGAUUGAAUUACCAGAUCUGAAGGGUCGUGAGCGGUUGAAGGGGAAGCCAUUAUAUGUUUUGGUGGAAUCUCAUUAGCAUUGGAACAGGGUGAUACGGUUUAAGUUACUAUGAUGCAGCAUGCUAAUUUGUACAUUAGAGGGCCGCCAUCUACGGCCAUUUAUCUCUAUGAAUAACUCCCCUCAUUUGUUCUCUCCCAUUUUCUAAGUAGUAAUGAAUUCUUAAGUAGUGAUGAAUCCUUAAUUCUCCAGAGCCCUUUAAUUUAUUGCGAGAUGAAUCAUUAAGAGCCUUUAAUCCUUUUUAAGGUUCUUGCAGAUCCGAAAAAUUAUUAAGAGUUUUAUCCUAUUUAAGGUUCUUCUA
Daucus carota subsp. sativus is the source of this 1064-nucleotide messenger RNA. Its product is annotated as adenine phosphoribosyltransferase 3. Gene Ontology annotation, biological process: adenine salvage. The transcript has 6 exons. The coding region runs from base 234 to 782 and encodes 182 amino acids. Gene Ontology annotation, cellular component: cytosol; cytoplasm. Gene Ontology annotation, molecular function: adenine phosphoribosyltransferase activity. The record is from RefSeq and is a predicted model, not a curated record. Lineage: Eukaryota; Viridiplantae; Streptophyta; Magnoliopsida; Apiales; Apiaceae.